Marchantia polymorpha subsp. ruderalis is the source of this 1536-nucleotide messenger RNA. Lineage: Eukaryota; Viridiplantae; Streptophyta; Marchantiopsida; Marchantiales; Marchantiaceae. The record is from the annotation of a GenBank genome assembly.
UGGACAGACAGCGUUCGGAGGGACAGUCCUGUCACUGAACACUCCCGAGCACAACACUGGCGGACUGCGGAGCGAGAGAUACCACAUCUCGAUCCGAGACCCAGACUUGUGACACAAAGGGCGGUCGAGUGACCGGCCACGAGAUUUGCCAUGCAAAUCACCACCUUGCCUCACCGUGUCCUUGUUUAAACAUAUACAGCCUUGAGCGCCCGCUUGUCAAUUUGAGGGUCCGGAAAAGUUUCUGAUCGACGAUUCCAUGUCGAAACAACAGUUCAAGCCUACAGAAGGCACGAGCGCAGAGUAUAAAGAGGACACGGAGCUCACGGACCAGAACCAAAACAUCCAUGACGAAGAAAGCCAGCAACAGCAGCACCGAACCCGACACACAAACGCCGAUGAUCUCGAUCGUUUGCGUUUCACUGGUAAGAGACACUCGCGGAGCCCAGAGUGUAUAGAGGACAAGGAGCUUACGAACCAGCACCAAAACAUCCAUCACGAAGAAAGCAAGCAAAAGCAGCACCGAACCCAACACACAGACGCGGAUCAUCUCAACCGGUCGAGGUUCUCUGAAUAUUUAAUGGUCACCGAGCAGGAGCGGAAGAAGUUGGACGCCCGAGCAAGUGCUGGGGAGGAGGUCGUGCCCGGCGGCCGCGGUGGAAAGUCUCUCGAAGCUCAGGUUCAUCUGGCCGAAGGUCGUAGCAAGGGAGGACACACUCGCUCGAGUCAGCUGGGGAGAGAAGGUUAUCAGGAAAUGGGACGGAAGGGAGGUUUGUCCACGAGUGAAGAAUCGGGUGGAGAAGCAGCGAAAUCGAAGGGUAUCAACAUCGACGAAAGCAAAUUGAAGACCGGAAGGACGGAGGGGUAAAAACCUGAUGAUUCCGUACUAUGCCCUUCGAAAUGCAAAUACGUACAGGACGCAGUGAAGGGUUUGUUCAGAAAGCGUUGAUGAUGCAUGCCACUUGCAGCGUCGUGAUUUUGCCAUUGUACAUCCGGAUGUGGAUUUUACUGCGAGCGGGGCAUGCCCAAAGUUAGUGUUGUACAUACAGCCUGAAGAAGGGGAAAUUAAAAUGGGUACGUUCGUAAACAUAAAUAGUGGUGUUAGAAGAGUUACGGUGGGAUGUGCAGAUGGUUAGAUUAAUGGAAAUGAUAAGAUUUUUCCUUUGCCGCAAAUUAAAACCUGAGACCUAGUAAAAAUCCCGACAAAGCGUGGGUCUUUUCUUCACUCAUGCCGAGAAGAAAUUCCCUUACACCCUUGCGUUGCUGUUAUGACGUAAUUUUAUCUGCACACGGAUAGUUGUCAGCGGGAAGCAGUCGGCUAGUGAAAGAGAGAUCUUGAGGUUUUUGGGAAUAAGUAAUAAAAAACCACAUUUUAUUUUAUUUUGGCAUGCACAUAUACCAGUUAAUUCAUUCAUGCUAUUUCGGCUCAUAAUUAAGGUUUGUUGCCUUUCCCAGUCCGUCUUUGAAAUUCUUCAGUGACAAUAUAUAACCUCAUCUUUCUUGUCAAGGCCAUUUAUAGUUAUUUUUAUAAAUAUUUGU